UAUAUAUAUAUAUAUGCACAUAUACAUACAUACAGAGAGAAAGAAAGAGAUGAGGAGAUAAGACGAGUUAGUGAGAAAAGCAACAUAAAACGAGACAGAAGAAUUGGGAGUUUCUGUUUGUGAGAGGAAGGAAUUUCAGAGAGAAGAGUAGGGGGAAAAGAAUUAAGAAAUAAAGAGAAAAAUAGUAAGAUUGAGAAAGAGUGAAGAGAAAAGAAAAUAAGGAGAGCAAGGUUCAUUACUAAGCUAGGAAGUGAGAGGCCAAGGCAUCCCAUUUCCCAGGCUCUUCUUCCUUCUUAAAAUAUGAAUUCCUUGAAAAGACCUGUCAGUGAUUAUGACAAGGAGACUAGUUAUGAUCUGUUGGAUAAACAGGUGUACACGUCAUUGACGGCAAACGGAUGUUGUCACCAUGACGACACUCCAUUAAAGACUACAACCAGUAAGAAGUGGACACCAUCUUUGUGCAGUUGUUUCCGCAGUAAACCCUUGGCGUCGUCUGACCCCAGAUGUAAUCACAAUGUGUGGGGUUGUCUUGUGGUUCUAGGAAGUUUCAUAACACAUUUAAUUAUUGGUGGUUUAGAACGUUCCAAUGGAAUAAUUUACUUAAAAUUGGUCGAAGAAUUUGGUCGCAGUGCCGUUGAUACAGCAUGGGUCGUUUCCUUAAGUUCAACUGCGAAAUUAUUACUCGGUCCAUUAGCCACUGUGCUAUGUAACCGGUUCUCCUGUCGGAUAGUCGCUAUAUUAGGAGGUAUUAUUCUGGCAAUCGGUUUCCUCAUUACCUCUAAUGUCAACAAGAUAGAAUAUCUUUACGUGAGUUUUGGACUUAUAGGAGGGGUAGGCAGGUCUUUCGUAUAUACCCCAAGUGUAGUGAUAGUCACCAUGUACUUCAACCACGCCAAGAGUACGGCCUAUGGUGUGGCUAGUGCCGGAAGUGGUCUGGGAAUGUUAAUUGUUCCACCAAUAUUGCAGCUUCUCUUCACCAAACAUGAUUUCUACAGUUCCAUGCUGAUGCUGAUGGCGGUGGCGUUGUUUCUGUGUGUCGGUGGCAGUCUCUAUCGACCACCUCCUUUCAAUCAAGAGAAUAUAUGUUUACGAAACAGUCCGGAGACAGAUCGACUCUCAAGAACACAAAGUGAAGAUCCAGAUAAAUACUCACCUGCACCGUACCAUGACAUCGAACCUGGAACGCCAUCUACAAUUCUUUCAAUGGAUACCACAGAGAUGACCACCACAACGACGGUAACCACGCUUCUGAAGGAAACCCAGCAAGACGUCAACGAAAAUCUGCAAAACGACCGACAGCUUCUGGACCUUCAGGAGUCGGUAGAACCAGACUCACGAUUUCGUAAAAAACUUUGUCAUAUUUUAUGUUGUUGUUGUAGUAACAGUCACCGGCGACAACACCAUCAUAAGCAAAUUCGGUCGAAAUCGAAGUCGAAAUCGAAAUCAAAAUCGAAAUCGCUCUCGGAAGACGACUGCGAAUGCUGUAAUUGUCACAAAAACAGGACGAUGAAACAAAAUCGCAAAGUUCUUAUAGAUUUAACUCUUUUAAAAGAUCCUAUGUUUCUAAUAUUUGGUACAAGCCUUUGUCUUUUCACCCUAGGCUCGCAGUCGUCUGCUGUGUUUGUCCCAGCGCUUGGCAAGGAAAAAGGUUUAGAUAAUAUCAAAGCAGCAUAUUUGAUAUCGAUUCUUGGUGUUACCGAUGCUGUGGCAAAGAUCUGCGCUGGGUUUUUACUUGAUCACAAACCUUUGCAAAAAUAUCGGCGUUUUUUAUACAAUCUCAACGUCUUUCUAAUAUCAAUUCUCAUCAUACUGUGUCCAUUUAUGGAAAAUUUUACCGGAUUUGGAAUCCUUUGCGCCGUUUAUGGUGUAUUAAAUGGAAUUAAUGUGUCUCAAAAAGCAAUAAUGCUUUCAGAAAUUCUUGGAGAGGAAAAUAUUUCCAGUUCUUUCGGACUUACCAUUUGUUUCCAGGGAUUAGGUGCUUUAAGUGGACCCCCUCUAUCGGGCCUACUGAAAGACACCUACCAGUCCUACAACGAACCCUUCUACUUUAUAGCGUCUGUUGUGAUAGCAGGAGCUUGUAUCAUGGCGGUUGGUAAUAUUUAUCAUUCCUGUCAACUGGCCAAGCGAAUGAACGCCGAAGAUACGAUCCCAGCAACAGCCGACAUAGAAACAGCUGUACCACCAACAGCUGCGAACGUAGAGGACGACGAGGAGGAAGAAGUGGAAGAAGAAGAAGAAGAAGAGGAUGCAACAUCAGCGGCGGUUGACUGUAUAUCAGAGAUAGAGGAGGACUCAGCUCAUACAGAACAUAUAUGAUGA
Molecule: messenger RNA, 2319 nt
Organism: Octopus bimaculoides (California two-spot octopus)
Lineage: Eukaryota; Metazoa; Mollusca; Cephalopoda; Octopoda; Octopodidae
Product: monocarboxylate transporter 12-B
Biological process (GO): transmembrane transport; monocarboxylic acid transport
Molecular function (GO): monocarboxylic acid transmembrane transporter activity
Source: RefSeq, a predicted model, not a curated record